UAGGAUUCUCUGAGUUGCCAUUUGGCCUAUAUAAACACAUUCAAAGUGUGACUACCACCACAGCUCUCAGCAAAACUUGAAAGCAUUCAAAGAUUAUUUUUUGCUUUUGAGGUCUAGUAGUUCUUCUUUUCCUUCUUUGCUCUUAUACAUUAAAACUAAAAGAUCAUGGCUAUUCGUAUGCCUCGUAUAAUCAAGAAGUCUUCCACAAGUGGAGAUGUUCCAAAAGGCCAUUUUGCUGUGUAUGUUGGGGAGAAGCAGAAGAAGAGAUUUGUAAUCCCCAUCUCGUUCUUGAGCCAACCUUUAUUUCAAGACUUGCUUAGUCAAGCUGAGGAAGAAUUUGGCUUUGAUCAUCCUAUGGGUGGUGUCACAAUUCCUUGCAGUGAGGAUGUGUUCGUUGAUCUCACAUCUCGCUUGAGGAAGUGAGAAGGAAAUUAACGAGUCACCAGUUUUUCUCUUACACAAUUUUGUAAAGCUGUAAAGUAAGGUCUCCAGAGCGUACAGUUCAGGAGUUAGAAGAAACAGUAAUUUAAAGUUAGACUAAUGAAAUUAGCUCCAUAAAGAAUGGAGAUGUAAUACCUUUUCUCUUGAUUAAGGAGACAUUUUUCUACUUCAAAAGAAAUUGAAGUAAUGAACAUGUUUACUUCUAUGGUUUCGAAUUAAUUCCAUAUAUUGAUGGAAUAAUUUAUUGCAAUAUAAAAAUUCUUGCUCAA
Molecule: messenger RNA, 710 nt
Organism: Nicotiana attenuata
Lineage: Eukaryota; Viridiplantae; Streptophyta; Magnoliopsida; Solanales; Solanaceae
Product: auxin-induced protein 15A-like
Exons: 1
Coding region: 166-423 (85 amino acids)
Biological process (GO): response to auxin
Source: RefSeq, a predicted model, not a curated record